This is a messenger RNA of Octopus bimaculoides (California two-spot octopus), 1210 nucleotides long. Its product is annotated as cilia- and flagella-associated protein 300. The record is from RefSeq and is a predicted model, not a curated record. NCBI's taxonomy places the organism in Eukaryota, Metazoa, Mollusca, Cephalopoda, Octopoda, Octopodidae.
UAUUUGCUUUUUAUCGUUGUUGCCGGCUUUAGUUACCUAUAUUGUGAUACAAACAAGAAUCAAAGAAAUGACUAAUUCAGAAGAAAUCACCUGUUUCACUUUCCGCCAUGUGCCUGGGAAAACAUUUUCAUUCACAGAACAGAAGGAUAACUGCGACUUUCUUAUGAAAUGGGGUAUGAAGGAUACUCUGAAAAUUCAACUAUUUUCUUUUGAUCAAGCAUUUCAAUCUUAUCAGUACAAGACUCUGAUUAAUAGCUUUUUUAAUAAUCCAACAAUAAUUAGCAACUUGGAAAUUUGCUCAGCUAAUGGUUGGAGCAGACUUGGCCAAAAGGCAUCCAAAGUUGACAUAGAGAUAGUACCCUGUUCUCUCCUUUCUAUGGAAUUUUUUGAUCGAUUGAAAGAGAAUGGAGUUAUCUAUGAGAGUGGAAGACUAUACAAAUGUUUUGAUGAGUAUUAUGAAAAUUUUGUUAUAUCUGAUGAACUUAGAAAGAUGCUUCUACUAGAAGAAAGUGAUAAUUACAACCUAUAUUCACCCAGUGAAAAAGAACAAUUUUUAUUUUGCUUACUGAAGCACUUAUGUUUGGGUGGAAAAGUUUGCCAGUUUGAAGAUGAUUUUGGACCUUAUGAAGAUAUGGUAAAGAAAUUAUAUAAAGAAUUAGUGUGUGCCCAAAAACUUCCAGAUUCCCAACAGCCUAGAAUUGUUUCUUCUGUCUAUAAGGUUACAGCAUACGAUGAAGAUGACACCAUGAUAUAUCCAUCUGAUGAUGCACAUAUUCAAACAUUUGCUUAUCUUGUUGUGGAUCCAUUGAAACAUUGUAUCACUGUAUUGUAUCAUUGUUUUUGUUAAACUUAAUAAUAGAGUUACCAGAUUUUCAUGUUUUUUUUACUGAACAUUACAUUAAAUUAUCUGUUUUGUAGUUUUCAUUGAUUUGCUUUCUGUUAUUACAAACAUUAUUUACUUACAUAAUAAAUAUAUGGAAAUAAUAAUCAUGUUUUGUUGUUUUUCAAUUAUGUUUUUUAUGCAGUUUUUAUGAAGUAAUAUUUCAAUAAGUUGAACAUUAAACUGGAUGUUAAAAUAUAUUUAUUAGAAGAAUAAACCAAGAAGGAAUUCUAGAUAGUUGAAGUUCUGGGUAGGUAAAUAACUGACUGUAGAAAAGACAGAAAUGCAUUUUAUGUCUUCAUCUAGUAGUUAAAGUCAAAGAGGUUUUCU